Messenger RNA from Saccostrea cuccullata (small rock oyster), 1022 nucleotides. RefSeq lists its product as uncharacterized. The transcript is spliced from 3 exons. Lineage: Eukaryota; Metazoa; Mollusca; Bivalvia; Ostreida; Ostreidae. The record is from RefSeq and is a predicted model, not a curated record. Bases 376 to 927 code for a protein of 183 amino acids.
GGCGACUUCAUCAUCAUCUCGAUGUUUUGGCGGUCUGAACUGCAUCUCUGUCUAUCGGCUGCUCCACGCGCUAACGCGCGCUUUUUGCAAGUCAAUAAACGUAUAAAUAUGACAAGGCAACAUUCUUCGCAGCAUUUUAACUGAACCCUAUUGUUGUGGCAACAGGACGAUAUUGGUAAUCCAUACAGGAGUUUUUACUACUUUUUAUCCAGUGCUUGUAUAAUAACCGAGAUAAACAGUAAACCAACACAUAACUGGAGGGAUUCCAUUAUUUUUACUUUUUGUGAAACCUUUUAGUGUAAUGUUGAAGUUUACCUACCGGUAGACAGUUUAUUUUUCUUUUAAGAAGUGUUUUUCGGGGAAUUACUUCUGAAAAUGUUUUCAGUGAUAGCUUCAUCUGCUCGGGUGUCUUCACCUUCGCCCUCGUGCAACAAAUCAGGACAUCACCACCAGACCCAUCAGAUGAACACGGAGAUAGAACAUAGUUGUGAGGUCAGCACCGCCAAGAACAUACAGGAUAAGGAAAGGGAAACCUUCCUGUCUUAUGGAAUCUUCAAUAUGGUAGCAGGAAAAAGGACAGCAGAAUUACUUCAUAAACAACACAAACAUGAACAACAUCGUCAGUCUCAUUCGGAUGUCUGUGGGUUCUCAGAUUUAUUUCACCAUGCCAAACAUUCAAAUGAAUCUACUCCCAACCCUUCUCCAAAAGUACGACAUCAACGCCCAACGCAUGCGCACACCAUAGAUCUGUCAGAGCAUGUAGCUGUCUGCAAGUCACAAGGCCACCAUCAGAAAAGUUCCAAAUGUGAUCUCUCUAAGCCUCGAGACCUGCACAAACACAAGAAACCCGAGGACCUUCACUCAAGUAGUUCAAUGGAUUCCAUCUUGUAUAAAUCCGCUGUGAGCUGUCAUAAGCCGCUUAAGUGAUCUUUGAUCAGUUGUUUAUUUGGAACACUGCUGAGACAGGUGGCGGAGAUUCAAAACAAUGUGCUUUACCGAUAUAUUAAUGUUGUUUGAAGGAU